AUGAAACACGACACCUCGGGCGGUCCACCUGCAGGUACCCGAGUCUCCCUUCGAGGCGUCGAGCGCAUGGUCUCGGCCACUGACGGCGUGUCCACGAAGCUCGCCCACUCGAUGCUCGUUCGGGGAGACACGGCCAACCUCCUUCGGUUCCUCCCCACUGCCCUUCUCAACACGUUCAACAUGCACCCGCGGAUGCGAGCCCUUCAGGUUCGUGACGAGCUCUUCACGGCCGAGAUCCAAGCACCCGUGACGGCCGAAGACCUUGCCAGCUUACUCCACGUGCGGAUGCUCGCGCCGGCCGACUAUGGCGACGGGGCCCCCUCGAGCUGGCAAGCGUUCGUCGAAAGCGAGUGCAGCAUUGGCUUUGAUCGGUACACCCAACUGCCGUUCUACCUGACCGUGUGGAUGGCCAAGCGCAAGGCCUACGCGCGCUUCAUGCUCUUUUCCGACCAGUACAUGUCGGACAGCUUCUCGGGCGUCGUCGUGCUCCACUGCCUCCUCGAGCAGAUAUCGCUCCUCGCUCGUGCCCAGCACCACGUGCCCUUGAUGCCGACUGCCACGGAGUUCCCACUGCCUCCGUCGCUCUACCGCCUGUGGCUCAAGCGACUCACAUGGGCCAAGCCGCUGCUCAAAGGCACGACCGCUCUCUUCGGUCGACGCCUCUUUCGGGGCCACGUGCACCGGUUCACGCCGCUCGUAUCGGCUCGAAGCGACCAGCAGGACUUUGCCGUACCCCCCGUCACGAACAGCACCUUAGCGCUGUUUGCCGAUGGCGAACCCACGUGCAUGCAGCAAGCGCUGGGCCGCUGCCGACACGAAGGCGUGACGUUGCAAGCCGUGCUGACUGUGGUCGUGCUGCUCGCGUUCUACCGCGUGCAGAGCACUGGCACUGGCCAUCGAGGCCGCUGCUCUUCGCCGUUUCGGGUCGUGCUGGACGUCGACUGCAACAUGCGACCGCACGUGCAGUGCCCUCCAGCGCCCAAUGACGACCACCACCAAGUGGGGCUCUUCACUGCGACGACCGACUUGAGGUGGCUCACUUCCGAAGGCGUCGACGUGCUGGCCACGCGCUUUUGGGACGCUGCCGACCGAGCGACGCGGGAGGUGCAGACGAACCUCAAGCACACGCUAUCGAUGGCACUGCCGACGAUCACUGCGGACCAGAAGCUCAAUGCAACAAUGGACGUCUCGUUCCUCCGGGACGUACGGGUCGCUCACUCCGUCACAGCGGAUGGCGGCGUGGCCGAAGUGGUCCGGUACCCGUUUGCAAAGCACCACUCGCUCACCGCGUGGUCCGAAGCACACGGCCAAAGCGGGUUGCCAUCUCCAUCUCCAUCGUCGUCUCCUGAACAACGGAGCAGUGACCUGAUGCUCUCGUCGGACGACGAAGGAGCGUCGAGUCAGCAGCUCCUUCAACCAGAACGCACCGACUCCACGACGCCACCCGAUGGGUUAUCCAUUGCCAGUCUCCACGUGUACAAGGCACUGCCUCAUCUCGCGCCAUCGGCGACAGUGUUUCUAUCGGCAGUGAAUGCGUUCGGGUACUCGAUGGCGCACAAAGUGGAGCCUGACGUCGCGAACGCGUUGUUCACGACGCUCGUGGUGAUCUUCGAAAGCGUAGGCAGCAUCGGACGCGACGAGACGCUCCUGGACGUCUUGGCCCGCGUCGACACAGACCACGAGUGA
Hyaloperonospora brassicae is the source of this 1686-nucleotide messenger RNA. Lineage: Eukaryota; Oomycota; Peronosporomycetes; Peronosporales; Peronosporaceae. The record is from the annotation of a GenBank genome assembly.